CUGGUCCUGACGGGCCAUGUGGUACAACUGCCACCGCUGGUAAGAGACGCUGUCACACAAAGGUGUCUCGUUGAACCCAUCUCAACUGCAGCUGAGGGCGUAUUGGAUACCUGGGAGUGAGGAGAAGCAGGCUCUCCCAGGGUGGGACCCUGGAUCAAGUCAGCCCUGAAGGCUGCUCCACGUCCAGCUGCUUGUUACGAAGGACCAGCCCCAGGGAUCUCUGCAUCAAGGAAGUAAAGGCUUCAAAACGCCUGCGAUGAAGAGGAAAACGAUGAUUAGGAAAAUGCACUGAAGGAUGCUGCCCAAGGAGACCAUCGUCUGAGACCCCAUUAUGCAGGCCUUCCCGCAAGGGCCCGGCACCUGGACAAGGUGAAAGCAGAGUAUGCUCGGCUUAAACACACCCUCACCAUAGUGACCAGAGAACGCGAUUUGGCCGUGAAGGAGAAACACCAGCUCCAAGCCAAGCUGGAGAACCUAGAACAGGUCCUAAAGCACAUGCGAGAGGCCGCGGAACGGCGGCAGCAGCUGGAGUUGGAGCAUGAACAAGCCCUGGCCGUCCUCAACGCCAAGCAGCAGGAAAUCGACCUCCUGCAGAAGGCUCAGGUUGAAGCUAAGAAAGAACAUGAAGGUGCGGUGCAGCUGCUAGAGUGCAAGGUGCGGGAGCUGGAGGAGAAGUGCCGGGCGCAGAGUGAGCAGUUCAGCCUGCUGUCCCGGGACCUGGAGCGGUUCCGGCAGCACGCCGGCAAGAUCGACCUGCUGGGCGGCAGCUCCGUGGCCUCCCUGGAUGUCCCCUCGUCCCCCGGCAAGCCUUUCCCGAGGUUCAUGAACGGACUGGCUCCCUGCAUCAGCAAAGGUCAGGAGAGCUCCGUUGGAAGCCGCACUGUGAUUGGGGAACAUAUCCGGCCCCUCCCACUCACGGGUGACAAGCCAGAGCCUCUGUCUGUCAAGCCCACCUUUCUGUCAAGAUCCGGCAGCCCAAGAUGCAGAUUUGAAUCAGACAUGGAUAAUGAACGGGAUUCCAACACCGCCAAGCAGAGGCACUCGGGCAAGGUCCACUUGUGUGUCGCCCGCUAUAGUUACAACCCCUUCGAUGGGCCAAAUGAGAACCCAGAAGCUGAGCUGCCCCUCACGGCGGGGAAGUACCUCUACAUCUAUGGAGAUAUGGACGAGGAUGGCUUCUACGAAGGCGAGCUCCUGGACGGGCAACGGGGCCUGGUGCCCUCCAACUUUGUGGAUUUCGUCCAGGACAACGGGUCUCGACUAGCAAGCACGCUGGCGAACGACCAGGAUCAGAACUUCAUCAACCACGCCGGCGUCGGCUCGGAGGGGGAGAACAUCCUGGAUCUCCACUCCCCGACGCACACGGACUCUGGCCUCGCUGACCACGGGGCGGCGACGCUGGACGUGAACAUCGACGACAUCGGAGAAGACAUCGUGCCUUACCCUCGGAAAAUCACCCUCAUCAAACAACUUGCCAAAAGUGUCAUUGUGGGCUGGGAGCCCCCGGUGGUGCCCCCGGGCUUGGGGACCGUGAGCAGCUACAACGUGCUGGUGGACGCGGAGACGCGCCUGAGCCUGGCGCUGGGUGGCAGGACCAAGGCCCUGGUGGAGAAGCUGAACAUGGCAGCCUGCACCUACCGCAUCUCCGUGCAGUGCGUCUCGAGCCGGGGCAGCUCCGACGAGCUGCGGUGCACGCUGCUGGUGGGCAAGGACGUGGUGGUGGCGCCCUCCCACCUGCGCGUGGACAACAUCACGCAGAUCUCUGCCCAGCUCUCCUGGGUGCCCACCAACAGCAACUACAGCCACGUCAUCUUCCUCAACGAGCAGGAGCUGGAUGUCGUCAGGGCCGCCAGGUACAAGUACCAGUUCUGCAACCUCAGGCCCAACAUGACUUACAAGGUGAAGGUCCUGGCCAAGCCCCACCAGAUGCCCUGGCAGCUGCCCCUGGAGCAGAGGGAGAGGAAGGAGGCCUUCGUGGAGUUCUCCACGCUGCCCGCAGGUCCUCCGGCCCCCCCACAAGACAUUGCUGUCCAAGCUGGGGCCACCCCAGCCACCGUCCAGGUCUCCUGGAAGCCGCCUGCUCUGACGGCCACCGGGUUGUCCAAUGGAGCCAAUGUCACCGGCUACGGCGUGUAUGCAAAAGGGCAGAGGGUGGCUGAGAUCAUCUCCCCCACGGCGGACGGCACAGCUGUGGAGCUGGUGCGGCUGCGCAGCCUGGGAGCCAAGGGUGUGACCGUGCGGACCCUCUCUGCCCAGGGCGAGUCCAUAGACUCUGCUGUUGCUGCCGUUCCCCCUGAGCUCCUGGUGCCUCCAACCCCCCACCCAAGAACUGCUCCCACACCGAAGCUCUUAGCAAGUGCCGGAGCCCCCGAAACCAAAGAUGAACACCUGGGUCCCCACGCCGCGGUGGAUGAGGCCUGGGACCAUGGCCGGGCACCCGCCCCGGUCCACGGGCACCUGCUGGAGCCGCCUGGCCUGCAGGGCUCGGGCCCUGGGCGGCGGUCGCCCUCGCCCAGCCGCAUCCUCCCGCAGCCACAGGGCACCCCGGUCUCCACCUCUGUCGCCAAGGCCAUGGCCCGGGAAGCCGCACAGAGGAUGGCCGAGACCAGCAGGUUAGAGAAAAGGAGCAUCUUCCUGGAGAGGAGCAGCGGGCAGUACGCAAACUCGGACGAGGAGGACAGCUACGAGUCUCCCGACAUCAAGAGGAGGGGGGCAUCGGUGGACGAGUUCCUGAAAGGCUCGGAGCUGGGCAAGCCGCCGCACUGUUGCCACGGAGAUGAGUACCACACGGAGAGCAGCCGGGGGUCUGACCUCUCGGACAUCAUGGAGGAGGAUGAGGAGGAGCUCUAUUCCGAGAUGCAGCUGGAGGAUGGGGGCCGGAGGCGGCCCAGCGGCACGUCCCACAAUGCCCUGAAGGAGUGCUCUAAGAAUAGGACCACUGAACGCGCUUUCUUGGAGCUGCCCGAGUAUCCCCAACAGACCCACCACAGUAAGAAACUUUUCAGUAUCCCCGAAGUAGCCGAGGAGGACGGAGAGCCCUGUGAGUUCUUGUACAAGCAGGGCUUAGGUGCCUCCUCCAGGGCCAGGACCAGGCUGGCCAGAGAGCCCAGGCCUGCCAGGCCCUGCAGGGGCCAUGAGGCCCUGCACGGCUCCUGGUUCCCUGCAAAAGCCAGGGGCCCCCAGGCCGAGGACUUCGUAUUCGAAGACAGAGGCUGUCGGUUCAGCCGCUCGGCCACCAGAAGCCCGGACAGCGGCCUGGACUGUGGGAGUGAAGAGGAGGAGAUGCGAUUUAGUUUCAGAAGUCCCGCUGGCCAGUGCAGCCCCGGCCCCGGGCACUGUCCCUGCAGGAGGAGCCUGAGGCCCCUGUUGGCCCGGCGCCGGACCCUGACCCGGCAGAGCAGCAUUGAAGAAGAUUUUGGGGAGCCAGUGGAGCCUGGAGACAUCGUCCGGAGCGAUGAAGCCCACCCAAGCCCAGAGAGGUCCACCCCCAGCAAGUACGGCUGGGACGAGCCCGCGGGCCACGAGGAUUUCCGGGAUGUCUGGAAGAAAAGCAUAAAAAUGCCCGACAGUAGGGCCAGUGCCCGACUCGCCCAGCCUCCUCCCCGGGUUACAGACGGUCCUUUGAUUUUAGGAAAUCCAGUGACUGCCGGACGGGCUGAUCGGGCGGAUCACGUGGGCCGGAGGUUUUACCACGGUGGUACUGGCCCCCGCAGGUCCCGGGCAAUGAUGGUCCCAUCUGCUGAUGAGUACGGUGGGCGGGACCGGCUUUCUCCAGACUUCUACGAAGAGUCAGAGACAGACCCUGGGACAGAAGAGCUCCCAGCCCGGAUCUUUGUGGCUCUUUUUGACUACGACCCCCUCACCAUGUCCCCGAACCCAGAUGCUGCGGAGGAGGAACUUCCCUUUAAAGAAGGGCAGAUCAUCAAGGUUUACGGUGAUAAAGAUGCUGAUGGAUUCUACCGUGGGGAAACCUGUGCCCGGCUUGGCCUUAUUCCUUGUAACAUGGUCUCUGAAAUCCAGGCAGACGAUGAGGAGAUGAUGGACCAGCUUCUCAGGCAAGGCUUCCUCCCUCUGAACACACCUGUGGAGAAAAUAGAGAGAAACAGAAGAAGUGGCAGGCAGCACUCGGCAUCAACGCGGAGGAUGGUGGCCCUGUAUGACUACGACCCAAGGGAGAGCUCGCCCAACAUCGAUGUCGAGGCUGAGCUUACAUUUUGCACGGGAGAUAUUAUUACUGUUUUUGGUGAAAUUGAUGAAGAUGGAUUUUUUUAUGGGGAGCUUAAUGGGCACAAAGGCCUUGUACCCUCCAACUUCCUAGAAGAAGUGCCUGAUGACGUGGAAGUCUAUCUUUCUGACGUGCCGUCCCACUACCCGCAGGACAUGCCCAUGCGCUCCAAGACGAAAAGGGUUCCUCCUGAGGGUUCAGGUACAGCAAGGAGAGCGCCAUCCCCCACAGUCCAUCUCCAUUCGGGGUCACCUACGUCAUCUGUGGGUACUGGUAGUCCUGGGAGAGGCAGGGAAAUGUCCUCGAAAAAGAAAAAGGGGCUGCUUUCCAAAGGCAAGAAACUGCUGAAAAAGCUGGGUGCAGUGAAAUGAUUCAUGUGCUUCUGGACAACUUCCAAACCUAUGUAAUUUUCUUUAAUUCCAAACUAGGGCUUUCAUGACUCAAGUACUUCCUAAAAAAACCAAUCUUCUCCCCUGACACCAGUAGAGAAAUGCUCUUUGCACUACCAUCCACUUUAAACCCAGCGCCAGGACAAAGAGCUGCUGGUGCUCCCGCUGGCCUCCGUGCCCAGCACUCUUAUUAUUGCCCGGGCUCUGGCGGGAGCUGGGCUGUCUCCUGAACAUGCAGGGGGGCCAGUAGCUCUUUGUAGCUCACUCCCCACUUGGGAUUCCACUCUCUGUGCAUUUGUCAUCUGCCCUUAAAGGAAUGAUUUCAGCCUCUCUCCCUUUUCAAAAUGCUUGCCUCAUAACGCGUAACUCUCACUCUGGUCUUGAAACUCCUAGUUUAAUCGCCUUGAUGUUCUGCCUUAUAAAUGCACAAUGAUUUGUACUGUCGAAUAAAAACUGCAGUGUACACUUCGUGUGUGUUGUGCAUUCAGUGCUUUUCAUCCUCACAGACACAGUGGUUUGAGAUCAAGUUGCACAGGCUGUGCAAUUACAAGAUCCUGGUUUUUCGUCUUUCGAAGCAAGCCAGGCAACACACAGGAAAUGUUUACUUAUUCAGAUCUUUCAAAAAAGAGGAGAGGAAGUAACUUUGGUAGAGUACCACUACUCCAACCUGCCAGAAAGUGGGUAAUAGUCAUUGCUUUCAGUGUUACGUUUUGUGGCAUAUGGAUUUACGUUACUUUAUUUGUCAAAAUGCCAUACACAAUAGCCAACAGUGAACAGCACACAGGAAAAGCAAUCCCCGUAAUGCAUAAGCCACACCAAAAACAUCCUAAAUUUAAGUCUGUUCAAAAUGAUUCCAUACCAAUCUUCACCAUUGGCACUUGAGCAAAAAAGAUUUACAAAGUUGCUGGCAGAUGUAUUUGAUGGUUACUAUUUUGUAAUUCUUGUCCACUUGUAAAUUGUUUUUACUCUUUAUACAUACUUUUCAGACUGCCUUUCUUUUGUAAUUUAUGGAAGGUUUAUAAAUGAAUGACAAAGCUUUCCCCAUUGUGUCUUCAAAAACUAUAUUGUAAAUUGUAAUUUAAUAGUAUGUGGUAGGUUUAUUAAAAGGAAAUUGCUCCAUGUGUGGUUAAGUUCUGUGUGGGUGUGUGCAUGUGUACAGCUAGUGUAAAAUAUUUUAUAGAAAUAAAAUUUGUUAUU
Molecule: messenger RNA, 5811 nt
Organism: Hippopotamus amphibius kiboko
Lineage: Eukaryota; Metazoa; Chordata; Mammalia; Artiodactyla; Hippopotamidae
Gene: RIMBP2
Product: RIMS binding protein 2
Exons: 24
Coding region: 496-4596 (1366 amino acids)
Biological process (GO): neuromuscular synaptic transmission
Molecular function (GO): protein binding
Source: RefSeq, a predicted model, not a curated record